GUUUUGUUUCGGGUGACUUUUCACGCGCUUGACGAAGACAUUUCGCAGCUGUUGGCGUGUGCAAAAUCCAGGAGAGAUAAUUGUCAUGAAAGUUCGCCCACCACUGGCUUUUUCGAGGCCUUCACAGCUCUGGUUUUGCUAUGUCAGAGCAGUAUAGCAGCGACGAAGAUGCCUGCAUCUGCAAUGGGGAAGUGGGCUCCCGCAGCAGCCACAAGCGCAAGGAAGUCCACAAUGAAGUGGAAAGGAGGCGGAAGGACAAGAUCAAUAUCGGCAUACUGCGCCUCGGCGAUCUGCUGCCCGACAAGGACCCCAGAAAGCAGAGCAAGAAUGGGAUCCUUGAACGGGCAUCGGAGUACAUCACAUACUUGAAAGACUUGAAUGAGAAGCUGGUGAUGGACAAGGUUACCAACAUGGAAGCCACCGUGUUUGCCAGUUUACGCAAGCAGAUAAGGGAACUGGAGGAACUCAAUGCAAACUAUGCGAGACUGCUUACCACGGCAGGCAUUCCCUUGACGAGUGGGCCCGAAGAGAUCUGGGACCACAAGCCAAAAAAGUAUUCCUUGAAGCACCUCCCUGACAAGCAACGUGCCCUACUUGCCUGCACUGAAGUCAAGACGGUUCUUCAGAGGCAGCAGCAGCAACAACCAUGCCAGCACCAUGGCACCACGACUAUUUCGACGCGGCCUGCUGCAGAACCUCAUGCUCCUAAAGCACCACAGGCUCAAGUGGCACCGGCCAUACCACCGGCACCACCUCCUCCAGCAAGCAGUGCACGGGAGGCAACGCCCGGGUGCACACUGGUAACUCAGGCACUUCCAUCGGCACCCGUCAUGUCUACAGCUCAGCCAUCUGCCGUCACGGUGUUUCAGCAACAACACCCUCUAACCGCCGUCACACCCACAGCUACCGGAGUGACCACGGGAGCAGCAGGCGGGGUCGUCUCGCAACCCAUUCUUGUGAUCAACGACCAGGGCGUCCCCGUGCUGCAAAAUGUAGUGACCUUCCAGAACACAUCCAUCAUCCUCAAUCCGCAGGGACAUGCCAUGGGAGCACGCGCGCCAGGAUCGGUGGUCUCCUUCACGGGGCCUGACAUGCUGCCUCAGGUGCACUUGGCAGCGGGUCAGAGCACCGACGACUUUGCCCACUCUGCAGCAGCACUGGGUGGCCUAAUGCAUUGUGACCCCAAGCUGAAGGAGGCUGCCAAGCUCUGUGGCGUCCAGCAUAAUGCGGCAACAUUCCUCUCGGGUGCAGGUAUGGUGAUGAACCAGCCCCUCCUCUCCCUUGGAACUGGAGCAACAAUGAUUGCUGGGCAGACGGCAACAGCACCGCAGGUCCCUUCAGCGUUCCUUCUUCCAUCCGGGCAGAUCAUUCCUGUCGUCUCGCAGCCACAAGUGGUCAGUGCACUCAUGCAAUCGGCACACCCUCUUGGGAGUCAGGUUGCAGCUAAUGUUGCAGCAGCUGUGAGCAGUUGUAGCACUUCUCUCACGAAGGUGGUGCAAUGUGAUGGUACACAAAGCUACAUGUGCAGGGAGCAUGCAUCUUCUGUUCAGAAUAAGGCGCUGACAUCUACACCCUCAUCCAGUGGAGCUGCAGUAGGUACUUCCACAGUGCAGCCUGGUGGGAACUGCAGAAAGCAGCAUCACUCUUGCCCACAGCAUUCAUCGCCGUCUACGUCAAAGUGCAUUGCUGUGCCAGACAGUUCGAAGACGAAGCCGGUGUGUUCUCACGCAGCGUCCAAACAACCGCUAUGCAUCAGGCCGAAGCCAACUUCACAGACGCCAGACUCUAGUCAGGCUAAGUCUUCAUGUGCACGUAAAGGUGGUGGGGGCAAGAAAGUGGCAGCAUCGAAAUCCUCUCCAGAGUUACCAGCCAAGAGGGCACGCACAGACACCCCACGAUCAGAUGAGGAGGCCGCUUCACACACCUCCAACUGUUCGUCAACCACAGCAACCACCUCAGCCCAUAGCACAGAAGGAGUGAGUAGCACAAGCAGCAAAGACAUCUCACCCCUCGCUGCAGACAUUCUCGCUCAAGCAACAGAAUCAAUUUUCUCAUGUGGCGGCAAUGUGGAAGCAGCAGUCAAACAGGCAGCAAAGUCGAAGAACAAAAGUCCAAUGUCGGCAAGCUCAAGUGACCAGGUCGCAGCCCCUGCAGCUUCAGUCCCUGCCUCCGUAGAAACCGACACGGGCACGCAGGCAUCAACCACCAGCACAGCAUCUUCUCCUCCCAGUACUUCAGUUACUCUAACCCAAAGUCACUGUUCAAAGAUGUCUGUGCUUGCAGAAGCAGUCUGUAGCAGUGAAACUGUUCCAGCCAACAGCACUGUUGAAGAAGUACCCAAGAUGAAAAACAUUUUUGAAAAUGGAAGGCCAACGGAAAUGGAUGCAGAGACGACAUCUACGACUAGCCAAGUGUCUGUGGAGAGCGGCGCACAGCCUGUGUCGGCAAAAGAAGGGCAAGAUGACAUUCAGGCAUCUGAUAGUGACCGUAAUGAACUCCCUAGUCUUAGUUUACACUCCAUAGUGAUGGAGGAAAACAUUGAUAUAUCUCCGAGCGUCAGUUCGACGACUUUCACUGAGAGUUAUGUUUCGGUAAGUGCCCGUGGUAAUGGUCACAGCACACCCCAGGGCUCCUCUAAGAUUCCAGACUGUGCCGCUUCCAUACUUUGCCAACUCACUCCACCCAGCAGCAAAAGCAGUGAAGAUAAUAGCAAAGCCUUUGUUUCAAGUACUGACAGUCUAGCAUCAGACCAGGAGUUGCCCUUAAUAUUGAGCAUACCUGAAGAUGAUGGUCACGGUUCUCUUAACAGCAACUCAAAUCCAGGUCUUUCCUUUCCAUCGCUGUCACCUGGGGAUCAACUAGAGCACGAAUUGGGAAAUAGCAAUGCUAAAGCAGUGGAAAGCACGAGCAGCUUAUCGCAGUUUGUCCUCACUCCACCAACACCGCAUCUUACUGCCAGUAUAGCACAAGUGUCAGUCACCUCGAGCACAAGCAAGAAAAAAGAACCAUUGCAGAGCAGCGCUUACACCUAUGUUGCGCCUGAGAGUUUCUCUACACCCUCAAGUCAUUCAGGAGAGUUGCACACUAUUGGGAACACUGGCAGCAGCAGCAAGCAAGACUGUCACCAUGCCUCUCGAUCUCCACAACUUCAUAGCGCACCUUCCGCAAAGUUGCACACGGAGGCAUCGUGCCACAGUUUUGUUUCAAACGCACCGCCUACACUCCCAAUGCAAAGCCGAGGGCUGCAGUUUUCGACGGCAUCUGCAGUAACUCAGCCUACUCAAGUGCACAACAUUUCAUUGCCUGGCUUUAGCACAGCUCAGGGCUUUGCCACUUCCAAGGAACCCGAAUCUAUGCCCCUUCUGGACCAGACCAGCAAGCCGCCCCCUUCACCAUGUCGAAUGGUCCGCGACUCUGGACGUUGCACAACACCAAGCAAGAGUCCAUCUGCACAGUUUCCGAUGUCUAUAAAUCCCUACAUGACAACCACUCCUUUUCCGUUUCCACGACCUGAUCAGUACACACCUUGUACCCGGACACCGACUUCCCAAACUAACACAUCGAACAGCAGUAACACUGCACUGUCAUGCUAUUCUGCCGAGGCCUUGAUUGGGACACAGAACUUUUUGCCAUCGUCUUACCGGCUCACACCCCCUUGUGCUCAGGUCCCCACAACCCAGAGGUCAUCUUGUCAGCAGUCAUCGCGCCCUCAAAUUUCUUACUCUGCAGGCCUCAUUCAGUCACAGGCUAGCAAUCCAAAGAAAGAUCUCCAAACAAAUGCCAAGGAACCUAGCUUUUCAAACCAUUCUGGAUUUGUGAACAGGCUUCCUUCUUAUCAGCCCCAAACCAGCACACAACACACUACAGGGCUCUCGCAUCAGCGGCAGCUUCCAGCCAGCUCAUCUCAACAGGUUCACUUGGGCAGCGCAGCUGUGUCAGGUGCAACAGACAACAGGUCGCAAGCAUUGCCCGUUUCAACAGCUGUGCCUCCACAACCUACCACAGUGCACAGCAGCUACACAGCACAGCUUGGCAACAAUGCGCAGCGCAGCCUGGCAACAACUCCGAGCCGAUACCCCAUCCAUACUUACCAUACAGCCAAGGAUGACUUCCCCAUGCUUCCCUCAGCACCACUGCACACUCCGCCUUUGCACACAAUGGCACCACAUAUGUCGCAAUCUCCCUCAUCACGCAGUCAUCACGUGCAACCUGAGGCCAAUCCUAACCAGAACAUGUUUCAGCACCAGAACUACCCGUACCCAAAUUUUUCUCUUGGUCAUCGAAGCCCCAGCUUUGGUACCUGUGCUACCUCCCGGCCUGAAGUUUCAGCAACAAGUCGAGUGCCGGCUAGCUGCCUUCAGGCAACAUCUCCUCGACAGUCCCACUUUGGAAUGCAGGUCCCACCGUCACAGCAACAGGGCUGCCUGUUUCCAAGCGCCUCCUCAGCAUCUCUUCUGCCACUGACGUCUGAGUUUGGCCCUCAGUGCUCUGGUCCAUUGGCGCCACCUCCACCACCGGUGUUUGGAAAUCUGUCCCAACAUUGUGCGCAAGCACCACACUUGGUUAACAAUCUGAUCCCCGGCCCGUUCGCCACUAAUGGAAACACCAUAUGUGGUACUUCGCUUCCACCGCCAAGUGUGGAGAGUGAAAAGCCAGGCGGCCGCAGGGAGAAGCAAAACAUGCACUUGAUGUCCGAGACGAGUUGUCACGACACAGAAAAACAGCAGUCUAAAUCAAAAUCCAAAAAGAGCAAGCCCUCAAAUACCUCAUCGCACAGUGCUGUGAGCAGCAUACCAUACUUUCCAGAUUUAGAAAUGAAGUCUCACAACCACGCGUUGAUAACAUUACCCCCGCCUCCAGCACCUUCACAAAAGCUACCUCACGCACCCUCCCUUCCAUCGGUGUCAACUUCAACAUCGUCGGCACUGCCUUGGCCACAUCAUCAUCAACAGCAGCAGCACCAGCAGCUACAGCAGGCCCCGCAGCCUCCACAUUCAAAGCCCAGUCAUACCGGCGCUGAAGUCGAGCGAAGUGCGAACAUCAGCAGCGCUGCUUACAACCCACUCUUCAGGCCUCAGUCCCAGCAGAACAGCAUCAACUUGAACCUCAAUGGGUCCGCUGCGCCAACACCUCACUCCUCCUCUGUAGCUUCCUUCUCACACCACCACAGCCCUUUACAAAGAAACACGCAACACAGUAGUGCAUCGACAUCAUCAGUCGCAUCUGUGGUAUCCAUGCCUGGCCCAAGCAUUUCGACGACCACGCAGGUCGCCCCUUAUUCAAACUGCGCCGUUGCACCAUCACAGCAUGUUCCCAACUUCAACCUGAGCAACAUCUUUCCAGACAUCAGCUCGGGCGAGCAGGCCAGGGCCAGUGCUGCGCCACCACCGCCAUCCACACACUUUUAUCCCUCCAGCCGCGUGUUGCACAAUUCUUUCAAUCACAUUCUGCCUCCUCCACCUCCCCCAGCCCCAACUCAUAACAACUUUGUGCACUCUGGCCACCACGCGCCUUCCUUCUCCAAUGUUAUUCCUCCGCUCACCUUUCCUAUGCACGAACAUUAGACCUUCUUUGGCUCUCGUCGAAGAAAAAAGCUUGGAAAGGUGCCUACUCAAACAGAUGCACCGCUUCCCAGGUGGCUUUUCCGCAGUCUGUUACACAUUGGCAGCCGUGUGAAAAUGGCAUGUACAUUGGUGCUUCUGUACUUACUAACUUCAUAGUUUUAUCUUUUUGGUGACGUCUUUGUUGUUGUUCUUCUGUUACGUGUUUUGUGUUAUAUUUAUUCCCCGUGCAGUGUCUGUUCCAUACUGUGCUUAUUGGGGGCUUUUUUAGCCACCUGGUAAAAAGGAAACUAUGUCUGGUGUUUGCCUUCUUAAUGUUCUAAUUUUAAAACGCAGCUCCUAGCCUCAGAAGUUCAACUGAUGAAGUGUGUGUGUAGGUGUAUGCAUGCAAUGCUGAUUGAAAAACCUGUGUCCCUCGAAGUCACAUUCUUGAUAGCAAAAAGCUGUUUGCCCAUUGCUCAAUCAAUCGAAGUUGCCUCUGCUCACUGUGUUUUUGCAAGGAUAUGGGAAAGUUAUGUUGAGCUUGAAGCGUUUGUGCAUAUUUUGCAGUUUUCAAUGUGUUUCCGUUGUUGUAGAUUUGGCUCCAGGUCUUCAGGGAGCAGCUACAACUGGGUUUUAGUGUGUUUUGAUUGAUAUAAAUAUUCUGAUAUACUAAAGUCGAAUGGAGGUAUAAUUUCAGACCUUUGUUCCACUGUGAAAGCAAAGGCAAUAAGGGUACAGCUUCUAAAGCUGUAUUACCAAACCAAACAAUUUUGAACGAGCACGCUACCACUUUCAGCCACUACAGGUUUGUUUACAGUCGGAUACAACUUUUGAAGUCUGUGGCAUUUCAUCCUCGCAAGCCUACACCUAUGGGCAUGCCCUCCAGGCUGACAUCAUGAGCCUGAUAGCCGGUGUUAGGAGGACAUAGCCAAGUUCAUAAUGAGACCAUUUCUUUAGUCGCUGAGGCAAUCAAUCCGUCGCGUGCUUCGGCCAUCUGGGCACAGGCCUCUCUGGAUUUCUUUCUUAAGUUGUACCCAGCAAUACAGCAAUAGCUUUGUCGUCAUACACUUGAGGUCAACCAGCCAUGAAACAGGGCAACUUUUUUUUUUUUUUUUUUGAAGCUGCUUAGCGCUGGCCAAAAAAUCUGUGCGAAAAUUGCUAAGUCUGUUAUUCGAAGUAAUUUUUAAGGGUCCCUGAAAUGUUUUUUUUUGAAAAUAUGUAAGUGAUUGCACCACAACCUAAAGUGAAUCAUUUGCACUGUAAUUUAAGUAAAGUCCUUUAUAUCAAGACAACUACAGGCCCUCUCCUACACAGCCACCCUCUCUCAGAGCUGUACUUUAGCCCCUCAGCUUCUUUUCCAAAUAGUCAUGGCUGAGUUCUGCAUUUCGUAUCCUCAGCCGGCACAUGGUAGAUUGCAUACAUCAACUUCUAUGUUCUUGUUGGUUUUUGCUACACCAGACAUCUCCAGACACUCAUUCACUUGCUCUUCCUGUACAGACACUGAGAAGCCAAUUAGAUUGGUGGUGCUAGGGGCAUGCCGGAACAAUGCUGCAUCGUUUAAGACGUACUAUGUGUUUAAACCUCGUGAGUGUAAAUUACGUCCAAAAACAAAGUUUUGCAAAUGGUCAAGUUACAUUUAUUGCGGUUUUUGAACAUACAAAAUGCAUAAAAUUUAAGACAUUUACUAUGUUUUUAAACCUCGUGAGUGUCAAACUACUCUAAAAACAAAGUUUCGCAAAUGGUCAAGUUAUUUUAUUGCGGUUUUUGAACAUACAAAAUGCAUAAAGUCAGGAAAAAUAAUGAUUAAAUUCAGGAACAAUACUUUGGUACCAGUAUCAUGCGUAUCUGCAUAACGUUCUCAAGUGUUUCAGAGCAUGGUGUUUUUGAAAUAUGGGCCCACACUCAGCACCUUAUCACAGUCUGCACGCGUAGAGCAUGUUUAUUCUUUUUUGCAUUGACAAGUUGUGUUGGCACACACACACACACAUCUUUUUUCGUACAGCUGUAAACUCGGUAAUUUGGAAAAACAAGAAUACUUUAUAUGAUUCAGUGAUAAAUAAGCUAAGAGCCGCGAAAAUAAAAAUGGAAAUACCUUCCACCGCCCCUGCAAGGAAGUGCCAAUAAACAAAAAUCAAGUUUCGUGCACCUCCGUUUUGAUAAUAAGUUCAUUUAAUAAUAAUAAUAGUUUUAUUUCAGUAUCAACAGAAAAUAAUAUAACACUGAUGAGGCUACAAGAUGCUAACAAAAAGCCUUUAACAACUUCACAAAAGCUAGCACUCUGCUUACAUGGCGUGGAGAAACCGGAACUGCAAAAGGGCACUGCCCAUUGCGCCGCCUCCGACCGUGCGGUGUGCUGACGCUAGAAAUCGGUUCGGUUUAUCUCUGCAGGAAGGUAGCACAAUAAUUUUCAAUGCUUUUUGUAAGUCCUAGGAGAUGGCAGUACCUCCCAGUGACCAUGGAUCAUCAUUACUAUGCAAAAUAUGAAGUCCAGGUUCGAUAUUGUGCCAGUACGACAAAGACACUCCGGCACGCAAAACCGCAACGGUACACGUACGGCAAAAACACCUUGAGUUAGAAACUUUGUGAUAAAUUGGAUACUUUACACAAAAGCACAUAAAUCUCACUUUAAUAAUCCAAAGAACUUACACUACCAGCUCAGCACAAGAAAUUGUCAGAACCAUCUGAGAGUCCAUUUAGAAUACCAAAUUGAAGUUACCUCAGACGUACUACUAGUCUUUGCACUAAUAGCUUGGUACAAAAAAUAGUAAUAUUUUCUAUCACUAGGAACUGGCUCGUGCCUGAUUACUAGUUAAAAAACGAUUUAUGAACACAAAAAAUAUAUGGUAGUGGUACAUACCUAUGCCAAUCUUGGUCUGACAGUUCAAGGCAACAUAAACUAUUUUGUUUUCUAUUGAUGUAUGCCACUACCUUGGGCCAUUACAUUGAAUCCUUUCUCCAUUUUGAACAUCAUGACAUCAAGUCGGCAAGGUUAUGAAGCACCAAGUGUACUUUUGCAACAAUUUUUAUCUGUACGAAUAUACCCCAAUAGCAUUAUUUUGUUGUACAUUUUUCUAAAUUACUUCAUUAAUGGCCGGAUAUGGCACAAGUUAUUUCGUAACAUAACCUAUAUCAGGGAUAUUUGCUUCAAACGGAUCUACUUGCUUGCUGUGGAGCUUGUGACACCAGCAAUAGCAAAAUUUCUGAAGCAGUUGCUGUUGUCUAUUGCACUGCUUUUCGGUAUUUUCUGUAUCAAGUUUAGUUGUAUUCAGUGUCCUGUGUGUACAGGUAAAUCCUUGUUAAUUAGCUCUUGUAUAUCACUCGGGCUGAACCAAGAAAUGUGCGAAACCUCCAGUUAAUCAAGAAGUCUGUUAAAAAGUUUGGUGUUCUCGUGUUGACACAUUUGUCAGGUGCUGCCUCUUUCGCAGUGGUCGACAGUUGUCGGCAAGCAUACCAUUCUAUUGUGCGAUGUCAGUGCAUGUUAAAGAACAGCUGAUGGAUGAAAUUUCCAGAGCCCUCCACAAUGGCAUGCUUCAUAAUAACAUUGUGCUUUUGGCACAUAAAGCCCCAGAUAUAAUUAUCAAGCAUACUGUUCAAAGUUUGUUUUCUGUGUGGUUACAAGGAAGCUUAAAUGGACAGCUGAAGCCUAGGUUCAACAUCAUAAUUGUUACUACUCUUGCUAUCACCUUGAUUUGUAAAGUGGGUGGCUCUUAAGAUGUGUAUGACGGAUGUUAAACUGACAGAAAAAUCUAAUGUGUGUCGCCCCUUGCAUAAAUAUCUACAAUCUCCCGCAUCUUGUACCCUUCAACCUGUUUUUGUUUUGUGCACUCUUUGCCUUCUCAACAUAUGCACCUGUUUUCCUCAAUCACUCGUGGAGAAAUUUUCGCUUUCCACCCAGCAUAAUGUCUAUUGCUAUGUGUAAUUGUGAUUCACAGCAGUACCUUUUGCUUUAGAAAAUUUUAUGUAGUAGAGCAUUGAAGUUUUAAAUAGCGUCUGUUCAUGAUUCUUGUAAAUUCAUUGAAAUUUUUGCAAAUCGAAAGUCGCCAUAGUCAAAUAUUUGCUAAAACACAGCCUUCAUUUAGUAAACUCCACUGAUAUAAAAUAACUUGCGUACCAGUCUUAGUUUUUUACUGCAGUAUGUAUAUUUAUCUGCCAUUCAGUGGUCUGACUGUGUUUCAGAGUUCAGAUUUUAUGAACUCCACGUGCAAAGUGUGAUUCCUUAUGCUUGAUCCAUUUGCGUAAAGCAUAAGGCAUCGCCCAUUGUUGAAUGCAUUGUUCACACACUUUCGUACCAGCAGAAAACAAAUGCCACGAAGAGAACCAGUUGCUGUAGCAACUGUCGUGUCGUAGUAUAGACAGUGCCGAUUUUGGUUUGUGCUUAUUUUUACUGGAUACACUCCAGAAUUACGCCAUAGAAUACCUCGGCAGUAAGGAAAGAAAUGUGCCGUGCGGCUUCUGUGUGAUCGCACUGUGUUUCCAUAAUCAUAAACCGCAUUCCAAUUCUAACAAUGACUUCAUUAGUGUUUCAAUACAUAAGGUGUGCUCACGUCAUUCUUAAAUUUUGGUUACAAACUGGAAGCUGUGACGUCAUCCAGAGAGCUCCAUAAAGACGAUAUUUCUUGUUUUUUUUUAUCAUUAUUAAAGGAGAUAAAGUAAAUUCAAACUGUCAUUCAUGCCAUCAUAAGCCACUGUAGAGUUUGGUGCAGUUAAAAGGUGUGGGAAUCUGCACAAUGUCUGUUAUCUGUACUUUUUAAAUUGAGUCGCCAGAAGCACCUAGAACAUAAGUAUUGUCAACGCCAACCAACGUCCUCUUUUUGGAAGUAUUGUCUCAACAGUGGUAGUUCCUGAGGUUGAAAUGUCCUGUGUCUGGGAUUUAUUGUCCCGUGUCUGAAAUGUCCCGUGUCUGGGAAGCUACCUGUGUCUGAGAUUUAUUGUACUGCCUCCCCCACAUGAGCAGCUGUUGUCUCGAAUAUAAUGGUUGUUGAUGAAAAGGGUGCUUGUCUUUAUGGCAAAUACAUAUGGUCCUCCCUCCAAGCUUCUCACUCGUUCUCAAAAAACGUGCAUUUGCUUACUGUAUAGCCUCGUGUUGAGGUUACAAGACAGUGCAAGAGCGAAUGCUUGUCAACUCUCGUUGUUGCAUGUAGGAGCCUGUAUGUCUAGUCAGCACACUUCCCCAGCCGAUUACGCUCAAUGCGUCAUUUGCAUUGUAGAUACCCUCGUCCCACAUCACUUGCAGCAAUGUCUGGUGGUAAAACCAGCAGUGUUCUCAUGUAUAAAGCCCCACUUCCGAUCACCACCUUGCCAUCACACUUCACUUGAAUAUCCCCUUACAUGCAAUUUUCCCCAUGUAAGCUUGUUACACAGGAUGUAUGUAUGUAGUGGUACAUGGAUUAAUCAUGUUUUGCACAAAUAGUCUAGGUUAUUGCUGUUGAUAUUUCAUUGGUGUGCACAACAGAGUCAGUGUACAAAGCGGUCACUGUAUUUUAGAAGUUUCAACUUACUUUGUGUGCUGUAUUGUUUAUUCGUGUAUUGCAGUCACUUUGCACGACUUUGCAUGUAUAUAAGCUCGGUGUAAAAGUCUCUCUAUAAGUUUUGAGAGGGUGGUAUUGCUGUACAUAUGUUGGAACAACGUGUAUUGUGUUAUCUGUUUGUUGUCAAGGGGCUGUUAAUGUAUUAUAUGCUCAAUUUCUCAUGCAUGGUGAAGGAAGAGGCACUUGUGUAAGUUAUGUUAGGGCCCCAUGUUGCUAACUAGGUGCACUUUGUUUGCCGACUGACGAUUUGACAAAAAGCGAGUGCUUUGCAAUAAACUUUUUUUUUUAGUCUUGUUCUGCCUGCUAUGUGUGUGAUAAUAUCUUAAGAAAGACAAGUUACUGCCUGUGUACUUACUUCAUUCAAAUGUACAGACACAUUCUACACACCAUGAAACGAAUGUAUGUGAAGGGAGGGCCUAUAUAUUUUACGAGCACAACAGAACCUCUUUGUAAUCUGGCCAAAAGAUACUCAAAAUAAAAAGCUCACGUGGUCGUCUUU
Rhipicephalus microplus (southern cattle tick) is the source of this 11570-nucleotide messenger RNA. RefSeq lists its product as uncharacterized. Gene Ontology annotation, molecular function: protein dimerization activity. The record is from RefSeq and is a predicted model, not a curated record. NCBI's taxonomy places the organism in Eukaryota, Metazoa, Arthropoda, Arachnida, Ixodida, Ixodidae.